Messenger RNA from Trichoplusia ni (cabbage looper), 1915 nucleotides. RefSeq lists its product as uncharacterized. NCBI's taxonomy places the organism in Eukaryota, Metazoa, Arthropoda, Insecta, Lepidoptera, Noctuidae. The transcript is spliced from 2 exons. The coding region runs from base 132 to 1028 and encodes 298 amino acids. The record is from RefSeq and is a predicted model, not a curated record.
UGCGAUACACACUGUGACUUCUGAUUGUAUCGGGAGCGCGCGUUUGUUUUAUUGUUUUAUUUCUAUCGUCGUCUGCGUGAAAAUGUGACACUGAACACUUGGAUUUUCUUUAACUAAUUAAAGACUCGACCAUGCUUGUCCUGUUCUUGCUGUUGGCUGUGACUGCGGCGGCCGUGGUUGACGUCGACGUCACCGAGCCCGCGUGCCCCUCAUGCAUCCUAAUGAACACGACGUGCUACAACAUCUCAUACCUCUUCGACCUCAACGCACCUUUCAGAAAACAAGUAGUCAUCCACAAAAUGGGAAUACUCCGAUCCCAAAACAAACUAUUCUUCAGUUUCGAACCAACGAUCGAAGAUGUGGAAUACUAUAAAACAGGGUUCGUUAGCUUAGACGACCCUAGCCAAGCGGGAGUCAUAUCAGGAUCGCAAAUAUUUAAUUUCGGCGCUUUUGAUAUCGAUCAAGAUAAUGAUUUGGUUUAUUUUGGGGGUGACGGAGGUAUUUUCAUUUUAAAUGCAAAUUCUAACAGCAUAGCUGCAUACAGCAGUCUAGGUGAUACAGUCACUAAUCUGUAUUAUAAAAACCAUGUAUAUUUCGUUAGGUAUAACGACAGAGGUAUCAUAGAGAAAGUCGGAGAUAACUUCAGAACGCUAAUGGAAAAUUUUCCCAUUAGGAAGUUUGUAGUAACGAAAAAAGAUAAUGUUGUUAUUUUCUCAAGCACUCUUGGUUUGUUCGUUGGUAAAGGUGAACAUGUGCAUCGUAUAUCAAAGAAUGGUUAUUUCAGAGGCAUCACUAUUGAUUUAGAUGGGAAUGUGUACGCGUGGUGGAUAGACGGUAUUUACAAAGUUGUACUUAUGAAGAACUUGCAGCAUUCAAAAUUAGUGAGGGUUGCUAAGAUACCAUUCAUAGGUGCUAUGACUUUCGAUAAUGACAAUAGAAUACUCUUCACAUCUGAUAAGUCUUUGUAUCUUAUGGAACCGACUGCUAACUCUUGUGGUGUGGUAAAGGUGAAAGAGGAUAGAGCAUGAAUAAUCCUCCUUAGUUAACACUUAGUAAUCAAUGUAAAUAUUUUUGAGUUUUUCACAUAAUAAUACCAAUAGACUAUAGUUUUACGCACACGUGUGCUUACUUACAACAAUUGUAACAUAAGUUUCAUGUACUAAAUUUGUAUGAGGUAUAGUUUGAGUCCCAGGAAACUCAGUAAUUUUAGCUGAUUUAGAACCGAGACGAGAAAAGAUCGGUAUACUUAUUUAAUCAUUUGAAUUCUAAAAUAACCUAAGAAGUCUAAUGCCAUCACCUUGUAUUCGGUAAUGAUGAUUAGUUUCACUGAAAAUAGCCUCAAUCAAAGUUCUUUAAUAAGGGCAGCUAUCUCUGAAUAAAUUUUUGGUAAUUCCCGAGACUUUGGCUGUAAGCUGUGUCGUGUCGAGGAUCCUUCAAACUCUUAUACCCAUACGUAAGUAAGAGCUUAAGUAUCACAAUCAUUCAAUGAUAGAAAUGGGAAAACGUCAAAUGAAUUUGUUUAUUCUGUACUAACUUUACAAAUGUAUGAAAAUUUAGUUUUUAAGAUGUUUUGUUUUGUGUAGAUUUACGUUAGUGUUAUUGUACUUUCUGAUAGCUUGAUUUUGGAGCUGUUUAGUAAAGUAAGUUGAGACAAAGUACCUGUGAUUUUGUUCGUAGUUUUUUUGUUAAUUAUCGUGAUUUGUCACUUGUGUGAAUUUAACUCUACAUUUUCAAUUCUCACCCUGUAUAGUUAUAUAUACUAAUCACACUAAUAUUUCUUCAUUAAUUGCUGUUUUUCAUCAACUUUCCCUACUUUGCUAAGUAGGAAAAAGAAGUAGAAUUAUGUCGUCUACACUUACCCGCUCUUAUUAAUUUUCAAUUAAAUAGGAAAUAUAAUAAAUCUUUAGAACGAAUA